Molecule: messenger RNA, 447 nt
Organism: Fonsecaea erecta
Lineage: Eukaryota; Fungi; Ascomycota; Eurotiomycetes; Chaetothyriales; Herpotrichiellaceae
Exons: 1
Coding region: 1-447 (148 amino acids)
Biological process (GO): endosomal transport
Cellular component (GO): BLOC-1 complex
Source: RefSeq, a predicted model, not a curated record
AUGUCUACAGCAGCGACAGUAGGGUCUGGGUCACAAAGGCCUUCAGCAUCGUCAGCACAACGGACCCAAGAAGCCAAGGAUGCCUUUACGGCUUCGUUGAACGCCGUUGGAGCCAGCAUUGACGCCGAGCUCCACGCUCGGGCAAAGAACAUCCACACCAAUGCAAAGGCUUUAACGAAACAGGAGGACGACGUGCGGAAGGAGACGAAAAGCCUUGCCAAAGAGAACGAUUCUCUGCAGAAGCUGCUCGACAAGACCAACAAAGAGGUGCAGAGUUUGGGUGAUUUGGACGACAUCAUGGCGAGCUUUGACGCAGAUAUGGCAAUGAUUGAGGAAACCCUCAGACUGGUGGAAGAGCAAGAAGAAGGAGGAGGAGGAGGAGGAGUAGCAGAAGGAGGUGAAGACGAGGAUUCUCGGAAGAGGGAUGUUUCGGGAAGCUGCAACUGA